Amoebophrya sp. A120 is the source of this 1755-nucleotide messenger RNA. The record is from the annotation of a GenBank genome assembly. Lineage: Eukaryota; Dinophyceae; Syndiniales; Amoebophryaceae.
GAAAGAUUAGUCACGUCAGGUGCAGUUGAGGGGUCACGUCUUGCAUGCAGAUGAGUCACGUCUUGCAUGCAGAUGCAGUUGAGAAUCGAUGCCGUGUUUGUGAAUGAUUUUUGCAUUUGCAAGUUGGAGGUUGACUCGUCUCAAAAUUUUGCUAGGAUACACUACGACGUGCGCCGUCCCGCCGAGUUCCGUGAAUACGUCAACCCACCUGCAGGGGAUCAAGUUCCAAACCAACGCGUAUAUGCCGAAAAUGGCCCAAACAGAUUUUUGAAGUGCAGAAACUAAAACAUGAUUGAAGGAAACCUUCGAAAGCCAACAGUCGGAACCCCACCCCUCAUCCUCGAUACUUGAUUUCGCUUAAAAACAAAAUUAGGUCAUAGGCCGGCUGUGCGGACAGGCUCCGAGAAAGACGGUCAUUAUGGUAGCAAGGAAGACCGGUUACCUGGCUGCGCACGAACUCUUGAAACACCGGCUUGGUCCCAAAGUUGCGACUUUUAAAGACAUAGCGGGUUUCAAUUGUGACAAAAAAAAUUUGCGAGGGGAGAAAAAACUUGUCCUUCUCUGUACACGAGAGGAGUGCCAGGAGGGUAUAAAAUCCAUUGUUGAAGGUUUUGUGUUGUGUGAGUGUGGUGAUGACGAAUGUAGUUGCUGAAAAAGUGCACCAUUGUGCAUGUUCAUGCGUGAUUCAUCUUCAUCCCCUCCAACGAACAGGAAUCGAGUUUCGUGCGGUAAGGGAGAUGCACGUGAUCGAUGUACCCUCUUUCGCUGCGCAAUACUGCCAAAUCGUCGGCCGGCCGGUUAGAGUUGAUUCGCACGCCUCCUUGCCCGCGAACGAGAGAACCGUAGAAAUUUUCCUCCACAUCGCGACACUCCCGGAUGGCGAAACCCGGCAGAGGGAACGGAAGAUCCUCGCGCUGGCGCAGCAUCAGAAAACGUGGCGGAUGAAGAUGGAGGAGGGCUUGCGAGAAUGGGAAGUAGAUGUGAACCAGCCGCCGAAGGGAAUCCGGGGUCUUGUCGCGACGCAAGUGGUCUACCCGAAGAAGACCAUAGACCAGGAGAUAGUGCAGAGUCUGCGCCGGGAACUGUCCAGUAGGAACAAUGAGUUGGAGGCGCUGCGUGCGGGUGCACUGGAUGCUGGACUUUUGUGAAAUUCCCCCGAUUUUUGCAUUUUUCCCACAGUAGCUUCGCAAACCAAUUUAUUCGAGGUAGCCAGAUCAUCUUCCGGUCGCCGACCCGCUGAACUCGGCCAGCUGAACUACGAAUGUUGAAUUUCGCCGCUUAGCAGAUCUUUCCAACGUCGAUUUCAAGACGCGAUCACAGUUCCAGAAAGAAGAUGAUGGUAAUAUUCCGUCUGCACUGUGUGCUGUUCCUUAUUCGACGACACCCGUUAUGUAUUGCUCCAGUGGUGCGUCCAAUUAGACCGAUCACUAUUUUCCGUAAAGGUCGUCGUUCCUUUUGUGAAAGGACCCGAGCUUUGCUUUUUCUCCAACCUAUCGUUUAGAACUCUAUCUAAAGUUUGACUGUGUAUCUACUCAGAGCUAACAGGAGCUUUCUAGUUCAACGUAAGUGCGUAAAGUUCGUGAUCGAAUCAGAUGAGGGGCCAUCUCCUUUCUUGGACAUAUUGACCCGUAUCAGAAGAAAAGCCAGUGACAAAUUGGUGCGAAUCGUUGCGUGCGUGAACAAUUUCGAUAAUUUUCCCUCUGAUUUCAUGAAAAGUCAGACCAGUGAACGCGUUGAAAGGCGCCAAUCGAGCGG